Molecule: messenger RNA, 360 nt
Organism: Ilex paraguariensis (yerba mate)
Lineage: Eukaryota; Viridiplantae; Streptophyta; Magnoliopsida; Aquifoliales; Aquifoliaceae
Source: the annotation of a GenBank genome assembly
AUGGUGGUGAAGGGAGAGAAAGUUCUGACAAAGAUUGCGGACUCUUUUAAGGAACUUGCUAAUUGCGUGAAUUCUCCGACGCUGCGUCUCGAGGUAGGGCAGUUCGUUUCCGCUUGCCGCGCCAUGGUCCCUCUCAUAAUCUACUUAGGAAUGCCUUAUAAGUUCGCCGUCAUGGAAUUUUCGGCCAAGGUUGAUGCACUAGUGGAGGGAUCGAAGCCAAUCGAUACUCUAGAGGACUUAAUUGAUCAUGAUAUUGAACACAAGUGCGCAAAGGUCUCAUGCAGUAAUUCGAGAAACCUUGUGAGAGUGAAGCGCUCAAUCGACAUGCUCAAGGUAGUAUUUGAGCAAAUUCUAAACUAG